Molecule: messenger RNA, 1733 nt
Organism: Ceratitis capitata (Mediterranean fruit fly)
Lineage: Eukaryota; Metazoa; Arthropoda; Insecta; Diptera; Tephritidae
Gene: Cyp4d1
Product: cytochrome P450 4D11
Exons: 4
Coding region: 22-1602 (526 amino acids)
Molecular function (GO): iron ion binding; oxidoreductase activity, acting on paired donors, with incorporation or reduction of molecular oxygen; monooxygenase activity
Source: RefSeq, a predicted model, not a curated record
CGUCAGCUCAGUGUUUCGAAAAUGUUCCUCACGAUCGGUCUAGUGGUGAUCGCAACGGUUUUCACCGUUACCGCGCUCAUAUAUAAAUUGAAAUUUAAAUACUUGAUCGAUGUGACGCGCGAUAUACCAUCAGCACCGGCAUUGCCCAUCAUAGGACAUGCACUUUACUUCCUCAAUAAGCCAGCGCAUGAGAAAAUUGAAAAACUACGUGAACUCCUUGAUAUUUAUGGUAGAACAAUGAAAGUUUGGUUGGGACCGGAGCUGAAUAUUGUGAUGGCUGAUGUGAAAGAUGUGGAAUCGGUGUUGGGUUCGAUGGCCUUCAUUGAGAAAGCGGGCGAGUACAAGACUUUGGAGCCUUGGCUGAAGGAAGGACUACUUGUGAGUCGCGGACGCAAGUGGCACAAGCGUCGCAAGGCGAUCACACCCGCUUUUCAUUUCAAAGUUUUAGAUCAAUUUAUUGAGGUGUUUGAGCGUGAGUCGCGCACUUUGAUUGCCAAUUUGGCGCGGGAACGUCGGCAGCAGGGAAGUGCUGGUUUUUGUCUGUACGAUUGGAUUAAUUUAUGCACGUUGGAUACGAUUUGUGAAACUGCCAUGGGCGUGUCGGUGCAUGCACAAACUAAUGCAAAUUCGGAGUAUGUGCAGGCGGUGAAGACCAUCUCCACCGUAACGCACAAACGCAUGUUCGAUAUUAUCUACCGCUUCAAUCUCACUUAUCAGUUCACCAGUCUGGCACGCGAUGAAAAACGCGCUUUGGCUGUGCUGCAUGGCUUCACCGAACGUAUCAUUUUGCAGCGACGCGAAGAACUGCUGCGCGCGCAGGCAAACACACUCACUGCCGCCGCCAAGGAUCGAAAGCAAACAAAUGGCCAAGUCAUUGUAACGGACAAAGACGCCGAUGUGGGCUUGAAGCGCAAACAAGCAUUUCUCGAUAUUUUACUACAAUCGGAAAUCGAUGGCAAGCCACUAAGCAAUUUAGACAUACGCGAAGAGGUGGACACAUUUAUGUUCGAGGGGCACGACACGACCUCCUCAGCGAUUACAUUCUUCUUCUACAAUAUCGCCACGUAUCCGGAAUGUCAGCGAAAAUGUUAUGCAGAGAUUUUAGAAGUAUUUGGCAAGGACACCAGCAAACCGGUGACUUAUGAGGCGCUGAAUAGAUUGAAUUAUGUAGAGUUGUGCAUUAAAGAGACGCUGCGCCUGUAUCCCUCAGUGCCGUUGUUGGGUCGCAAAGUGACGCAGGAAUGUGAAAUAAAUGGCAAAGUACUACCCGCCGGCACAAAUAUUGGCAUUGCGCCACUGUAUUUGGGUCGUCAGGCGGAUCUUUUUCCCGAGCCGAACAGCUUUAAGCCCGAACGUUUUGAUUUCGCCCACGAGACGAAGAAAAUAAAUCCAUACGCAUAUAUACCCUUCUCGGCUGGUCCGCGCAAUUGCAUUGGUCAACGCUUUGCCAUGUUGGAGGUGAAGAGUGUCGUUACGAAUGUGUUGCGUCACUAUGCAAUCGACUUUGUGGGCAAUAGCACGACGGAACCGAUACUCAUAGCAGAGUUGAUAUUGCGUACCAAAGAUCCGUUGAUGUUCCGCCUGACGCCGAGAGUGGAUUGAGGAGGAAAAAAUAAGCGAAUUGUCGUUCAUGGCAUUUGCUUGCCAUCUGAGAGAAAGUAUUAAUUCCAAUUUCUCUUUUUAAUUUGUAUUUUAAUAUUAUAUAUAAAUAUAUAUGUAUCAGCAUUUUUUUU